Poecilia latipinna (sailfin molly) is the source of this 692-nucleotide messenger RNA. RefSeq lists its product as uncharacterized. Lineage: Eukaryota; Metazoa; Chordata; Actinopteri; Cyprinodontiformes; Poeciliidae. The record is from RefSeq and is a predicted model, not a curated record. The coding region runs from base 54 to 692 and encodes 212 amino acids. The transcript has 3 exons. Gene Ontology annotation, biological process: response to bacterium.
UAGUUCCUGUGGUCACAGUCCAUCGUGGGGAACCGGUGACUUUGACAUGCGUAAUGACUGAGAAGUUUGAAACUGUGACCUGGGUUCACUGGUACAAGCAAAGUGCAGGACAUACUCUGAUAUUAAUUGCAAUGCUGCGUAAAAGUACAAGUACAAUGCCCACCUACGGCCCGGGAUUCUCAAAAUCAAGAUUCCAAAUAACAUAUAUUGACAACAUGAGCAACUUGAUAAUUUCAUCAACAUUAGAACAAGAUGAGGGAAUGUACCAUUGUGCUUAUAUGGACUGGACUGAAUCUACUUGGACUGGGACCUAUUUGUCAUUAAAAGAAAACUCUCAGAGGAUUUCGAGCUUCACUGUCGUUCAGGACCCAACACUUUCUAAUCCCGGCAGUGACACAGACUUAGAGACUCUGCAGUGUUCUGUUCUCUCCGACUCUGUAAAUGCAACCUGCUCAGGAGAACCCAGUAUGUUCUGGUUCAGAGCCAUAUCAGACACAUCCUACCCAGAUUUCAUCAUCGCUGAGGGAAAAAUACCUGAAAACUGUGAAAAGACGUCAAACAAUCAGAAGAAAUGUAGUUAUAAUUUCAGUAAAGUUGUCAAAUCAUCUGAAGAUGCCAUUUAUUACUGUGCUGUGGCUGCAUGUGGAGAGAUACUAUUUGGAAAUGGAACCAGUCUGAAUAAAGAAACAUGA